Molecule: messenger RNA, 2760 nt
Organism: Hypanus sabinus (Atlantic stingray)
Lineage: Eukaryota; Metazoa; Chordata; Chondrichthyes; Myliobatiformes; Dasyatidae
Gene: klhdc2
Product: kelch domain containing 2
Exons: 14
Coding region: 136-1410 (424 amino acids)
Molecular function (GO): protein binding
Source: RefSeq, a predicted model, not a curated record
GCGGAACGGCUUCCGGUGUGGAGGUUUAUAAACAAGCUGCGGAAGUCUGGCCGCACGCCGGGCACUCAUCUGUCAAUUUAAACAUCUGCGCACGGUGUCGACAUUUUGGUGUGGGAUCUUUUGAAAUUGUGAAAUAUGGCCAAUGAAAAUGAAGACCUACAUAUAGUACUGGAGGAGGAGGAGGAUGAUGAUGAUGAUGAAGAGGAAGAAAUUGCUGUUGAUUAUUUCCGGGCUAGAAUUCCACAAUCAAAUUUUCAUGAUUCUAUACCAGAAGAACGUAGUGGUCACAUAGCUGUAGCAUAUGAAAACUAUAUGUACGUUCUGGGUGGCUAUAAGAAUGCUGCAAUUCGAGGCUAUCAUGAUUUCUAUUUGCCAAGAGAAGAACUUUGGAUCUAUAACAUGGAAACUGGACAAUGGAAUAAGAAAUUCACAACAGGUGAUGUUCCUCAGUCCAUGUCAGGAAGUUGUGCAGCUUGUGUGGAUGGAGUGCUGUAUUUGUUUGGAGGGCAUUAUGCCAUAGGCAACUCAAAUGAGUUAUAUAUGUUAAAUCUGAGAUCCAAAGACAGAAUGCUGCAUUGGCAGAGAAUAGAAAACUUCAAAGGAGUGCGACCAACACCCAAAGAUAAGCUUGGCUGCUGGGUGUACAAGAACAAAGUGAUUUUCUUCGGUGGCUAUGGUUACCAGCCUCAGGAGAAGUGCCAUGGAUCAUUUGAAUUUGAUGAAUCAUCAUUUUGGAAUGCAAGUCAUCCAAGAGGCUGGAACAAUCAUGUCCACAUUAUUGAUCUUGAAACUUUUACAUGGUCUCAGCCCCUUACAAAGGGAAAGCCCCCCACACCUAGAGCAGCUCAUGCUUGUGCAACGGUUGGGAACCGCGGUUACGUAUUUGGAGGACGAUAUCAGGAUGUCAGGACCAAUGAUCUCUAUUACCUUGACUUGGACAUAUGGGAAUGGAAUGAAGUGGUACAGUCACCCGAUCAAAUCCCUGUUGGCCGCUCUUGGCAUUCACUCACUACUAUCUCAAAUGAUCAUCUCUUCCUGUUUGGAGGUUUCACAACUGACAAACAACCGUUAAGUGAUGCCUGGAUAUUCAGUCUGAGCAAGAAUGAAUGGUUAAAGGUAGAACACAAUUAUUCUGACAAACCAAGGCUUUGGCAUUCUGCUUGUACAAAUGAUGAGGCAGAAGUGAUUGUUUUUGGCGGAUGCGCUAACAAUCUGUUAUCUCGACAACAAGCAGCUCAUAGUAAUGACAUCCUGAUCUUCUCAGUACAACCAAAGUCUCUUGUCAGACUUUGCCUAGAGGCAGUGAUCCACUAUAAAGAAAUGCUUGCCAAUAUAUGGGACUGUCUUCCAAAGCAUCUUCUUCUUAAUAUCAAUCAACGAGCUGGAAGCAGUAACACAUCUGGAUCAUGAGUUCUGCCAAUAUACUUACCACCUUAAUCAUUAUAGUGUGAUUUAGUUAUUCUUUGUUCUAGCAGUGCAGAAGAUGACUUGCUGAGGGUCAAAGAAUCAUGAUUUUUUUUUUAUUGGUACCUGUUUUUGCAGGUAGUUAAAUGUUUUAAUAUGCUUGUGCAUAAAAGAAAUCUUAAAUUUAUUGAUUUUUGUUUUGAAUAAAUGUCAAGCAAAAGGAAAAUGUUUACUUCGUGAUAUCAGAGCAAACAUUUAUGCAUACAAAAACCUUCAACUAUAAGGUAUGAUUACAUAUUUGGUCUUUUCCCCCAAAAGAGGAAUUCUAUCUCAUUGCUAUUCAGCUUUUAUUUAAAAAUGGAUUUUUCUUAAUUAGAAAAAAUCUUGGACAUUUUACAUAACACUUCAGGAUCUGUGAUUCAGCCAAAACUAGAAAGGUGCUUUGCUGGUGAGGCCAACAGUUAUUGCCCAUUCCCUUGAGAAGUGAGCCACUAUCAAAGUUAUAGACUUCAAACAGUAAAAAUGCUUUCACAAGUGAUGGUAAAUUUAAGACAUUUAGCUUUUUAACCUUGUGAUAUUUCUAUUUCCAUAACAGCUGUGUGAUACACUGGAUAACUUUCUCAUGGUACUCUCCCAACAGCCUUGCCAAUCAAACAGGUUGAUUUGUCUUGGAUGAUGCAUGUAUUGUGCUGCUCUCACCAACAACUUCCUAAUACUGUUUAAUAAAUGCUGCUUAUUUUUUGCUUUCUACAUAGUAAAAAGUGUCUCUCUAUUGAAUACCAAGCCUGCAGGAUUAAAGUGGUAGUUUAAUUUAAACUUUAGAUUUGCACCCCAAUUCUAUUUCAAGUCAGUUGACCAAUGAUGACAUUUAUUUGAACUUUCAAGUUGAACCAUAUUUGUAAUGCUGGUAAAACUAUGAAUACAUGCUCUGUUACAUGGGGAUUCAAAAGUACUUUCAGCUGUUGAGUGUAUCUCAAAAGGACAAUGCUUUUACUCUUCCAUUGUCUAAUUAAAUUUCACGUACUUACAAAAGAGUCUUCCUGUAUACUAAAGUUGGAGAAGGCUGCAAAUACAACAGCCAACAUGCUGAGUGUUUCCAGUAAUGUUAUUUCAGAUUUCUGUAGUUUUUGUUCUUUUUGGGUUACUGCAUAAUGUUGUGAAUUAUAUGAUAGAAAUUAUAACUACUAUUUAGCAAAUUCGUGAACUUUUACAAAAUGCAAAUAGUACAUAAGGACUAUACUUCACUUAAAUUGUGAAAUAUUCAAGUAAUUUAAGUAUUUUCUAUUCAACUUGUUCCUUAUCAGUAUGAUUAAACCUUUUGGUAUUUAAAAAUAAAAUUUGUUUUAUUUUCCUGUU